This is a messenger RNA of Clonostachys solani, 2103 nucleotides long. Lineage: Eukaryota; Fungi; Ascomycota; Sordariomycetes; Hypocreales; Bionectriaceae. The record is from the annotation of a GenBank genome assembly.
AUGCCACCCAAGGGGAGAAGAGGACCGUCUGGUCCCUGGGGUAGACUCAAGCCCGUGGUCCAAGACCCCCUCGAGAGCAUAGGGCUGCCCUCGAAAGGCGACAACCGGCUACUAGAGUUCAGCACACAGGAGAAAUACUACACCAAAAUCAUGGAACGGUACAUGGGCUUCUGCUCAGAUGCGGGGAAGCCGGACGAGCUGCUACGAAGGUUCUCCGCCCUCGAGAUAGGCGAGAGUGCUGGUCCGUCUGCCUCGCCUACCUCAUCAGCUUCCGCUUCUUCAUCGGGGGCGCCACCAUCGCCUUCACUGAGCUUGCUGCAGAGCCCGGCGAACACGAAGGGCCUUUCAGAUGUCAUGAUGGCGCUGAGGAAGCUGAGGGAGGGCAUCGUGGCGUCGAAACGUGUCGACGACUUCGCUGUGCAGGCUUACCUAUUCUGCGUCCGUCUCUCCGUCCUUGUGAAGCAUCCCGAGUCCUAUCACCCAGCCAUCCUGUAUCUGCUUCGUGCCCUACAUCCGCAGCAGCCUCUCACCUCCGUCGAGCUGCAGGAGGUAGUGGCGUAUCUGGUUCUGGACGCCGCCUGCCGGAGGGGGCAGAUGUCGGAGGCGUACUCGAUCCGGCGGGAGUACAGGCUGCAGGACGCCAAGGUUGAUGCGGUGCUGGAUGCGCUGGCGCAUGACAACUACGUGCGGUUCCGGAGGCUGAAGCAGAGCGUGGACGGGCACAGGGCGCGGAUCAUGGACUGGGCGGAGAGGGAGAUGCGGAUGCAGACCCUCAAGGCGCUGGGGCGGGCGUAUCUCUCGAUAGACCUCGGGUUCCUGGAGAGCGUCACGGGUUCGAGGUGGGAUGAUUUGAAGAAUAAUGACGGGGUGGGCUGGGAGCUGGACGGAAACAAGGUGGUCAUCAAGAAGGUCAGGGCCAGUACUCACACUGUCCUGGCAACGAAGCUGGCUUCCUUCUGUGUUUACCUGAUCCACGGCGACCCAGAGCGCAUGCAGUGCAGGUUAGGCUCUAAACCUCGCAACCAGCGCCUCGUCAGUAGGAACAGUGCGGAGUUUCUGGGCGGUGAAAAGUUGCUCCAGUUACCAGAGGUACACGGUCACUCCUUCUACACCUGCCCCGAAAUCAACAACGGACUCGAUAAUGAGUCGCGAUUCCUCCACUUCCCCUCAUCUUCAAGACACAAAACACAAGAACCGUUCCCCUUCAAGCAAAUCCCCUCCUUCACUCCUCCGAACCUACACAUCACAGAGGCUUUGUUUGUCUCGUCCGGCGCGCAAGACGAAUGCGGUCAAUUCACAGAAGCCAAUUCGACGACCCCUCUGGCUCUUGGACCUAAGAUGGCGCCCCCAAAGAAGCGGGCAAGGACGUUACAGAGUGACGGUAAACCGAUCCCGUCUGCAUUGCUAUGCGAUAGCCGUGCCGGUUGGUUAGUGAAGAGCGACGAGCAAACAGUUGAAAUCAUAGUCAAGGGAGAGGUUCUGAUAGCCCAUCGCAGAGUCCUCAUAGAACACUGUGAAUACUUUGCCCGAUGCCUCAAGGAACCCUGGGUCGAGGGCCACAACGGAACCAUCACAUUCGACGACAUCGAGCCACGAUACCUGGCCCUCUUCAUUGGCGUCGCAUACAGCCAUAGCUCCAUCGUGCCAUUAGCACCUCCAGUCAGCAGCCCGAACCCGCAGGCUAAGCGUGCCCGGACGCCGCUGCAGGACUUUGUCGAGGUCUACAAGCUCUGCGACCGCUUCGUGAGCCCCAAGAUGGCCGACUACAUUGUCAAGUGUAUUCACACGUCCAUUGGCGACGGCCACCGCGCGCUGUAUCGGUGCCCGAGCGACGAGGGGCAGCAGAAGGAUUUGAUGCGAGAGUUUGCGGAUGGGUUCGAGGCACUGGAGAUCAUGCACCCGGUCCAGAAGGAAAUUGGGAAGAAGAUGAUUCACUACUUUUGCGAGGGCGUCAGCUAUAACGUCUGGGACAAGGCCAUGGACGAUGUGGUCUCAGACAGGCCACGGUUCAUUAGCGACGUGUCGAGAGGGUUUGCGUCAAGGCUGGGAGUCAUGGAAGCAACGAAGCGUGCGAUGAGGCGGAAGGAGCUCUCGGGGCCAUAA